GUUCUUGUUCGCAUGCGUAGUUGGGCUUCAAGAUACUUGCACUGCAUCUACCUUCAUUAGACACUGGGUCGGAGUUCUGAAGGUGUUGGUCAACAAACGCAGUCCAUUGCCCUUCACUGCGCGGAAAGGGCGUCCGCGAAAACAUCCUGCCACAGUCACCAAAACAUUAUCCUCGUCCAAAACACAAAUGGCUGUUGCCAAUACACCACUCUCUCCAACAUCACAAAAAGACCUCAACAUGGUCAUGCCUAUGCCUCCUCCUCUCUUGCACACUCGUUCGGGCAACGAGCUGUACGAUCGCCCUCAAACCCCGACCACACCGGGUGGAAAUCAUGGAUUCACCAGUCCGGUCCAGACACCUCAGGGCAGUCCGAGCAAGAAACAACUUCCUCCUGGUGCCAAUGACUUGCCAAAUGUCUUUGAGAAUGCCAUGAAACUGGCUCCUGCGUCGCCUACCAAGACUCAGCCCUUGUCGCCCACCAAACAAGGCCUUUCACUCGGCACCGACAAUGUCAACAGAGACCCCUUCGCUGACCACAACAAUCACAACUAUGGCCGUUCUGAGAGUCCCACACGUCAGUCAAACAAGGAAAAUGCACCAGCCAUGAGGUAUGGAAAGGACAUCCAGCAAAACCACGCUGCACUGUCUCGACAGGAGCAAUACCAGCCAACUGAGUCGAGAAAAACAAUUACACGUGGCUUGACCACCGAAGAGAUGCAGAAGCUACAACUACCCAAGGUGAAGCGUCUUGCAAAUGUGACUCAAUUGUACUUUCUCGACUACUACUUCGACCUCCUUUCUUACGUGCACAACCGUCAGUCUCGAGAAACUGCCUUCAAGGCCUCUUUCCCAGAACCACCUGAGACCCCGAAAGAAGAAUACGAUGCUGCUUUGCACAAAUAUCUCGGCCGUGAACGUGCCAAUUUGCGAAAGCGUCGGACUCGUCUCCGCCAUGGCGAUUUCCAGAUCUUGACACAGGUUGGCCAGGGCGGCUAUGGUCAGGUCUAUCUGGCCCAAAAGAAGGACACACGCGAAGUCUGCGCCCUCAAGGUUAUGAGGAAGAAAUUACUGUUCAAAUUGGAUGAAGUCAGACAUAUCUUGACCGAGCGAGACAUCCUGACCGCUGCUAAAUCCGACUGGCUUGUCAAGCUGCUCUACUCGUUCCAAGACGAUGAACAGAUCUAUCUUGCCAUGGAAUACGUCCCAGGCGGAGACUUCAGGACACUAUUGAACAACACUGGCGUUCUACACAAUCGACAUGCUCGUUUCUACAUCGCAGAGAUGUUUGCUUGCGUUGACGCCCUUCACACCUUGGGCUACAUUCACAGAGACUUGAAGCCGGAAAAUUUCUUGAUCGAUGCUACUGGCCACGUCAAGCUCACCGAUUUUGGUCUUGCUGCUGGUAUGCUGAGUCCCAUCAAGAUUGAAAGCAUGAGAAUCAAGCUCGAGGAGGUCGGAAAUACCCCAGUGCCUUUUGGCAUCACACCAGUUGAAGAUCGAUCAGCCGACCAACGACGUGAGGGAUACCGUUCUUUGCGAAAGAAGGACAUCAACUAUGCCAAGUCGAUUGUCGGCUCUCCAGACUACAUGGCCCCUGAGGUUCUCAAAGGGGAACAGUACGACUUUACCGUUGAUUACUGGUCCCUGGGAUGCAUGUUGUUUGAAGCACUUGCAGGAUACCCUCCUUUUGCUGGUGCGACAGUUGAUGAGACCUGGCAGAACUUGAAGAGAUGGCAACGUGUUCUGCGAAAGCCAAUCUACGACGAUCCAAACUAUUUCCUCAGCAAGCGCACCUGGGAUUUGAUCACUCGUCUCGUGGCGGCCAAGGACAAUCGUUUCAAGAACAUUUCAGAAAUCCACAAGCAUGAGUACUUUGCCGAAGUUGAUUUCAAUGCACUCAGAGAGCAAAAGGCACCGUUUGUGCCCGAGCUUGACUCUGAGACCGAUGCUGGAUACUUUGACGAUUUCAGCAAUGAGGCCGACAUGGCCAAGUACAAGGAAGUGCAUGACAAGCAGCGAGCUCUUGAAGACAUGGCCGAGAGAGACGAGAAAAUGGGCAAGAGUUUGUUCGUCGGAUUUACUUUCAGACACCGUAAGCCAGAUACAGAGGCAAGCCCACGAAAGCGAAUUGAGACGGACGGCACAUUCGGAACAAUGUUUUAGUUGCUCAAGGAUGGUGCAUAGACCGUUAGCACCAGGGUUUCGAGGAGCCAGGGUCUAGGCGAAUUCUGGACACCAGGAUCAGGAAUCGUUUGCGCAGAGCAGUCACGGAAACUCCCGUCUUGUUGAAUUGGGGAACGGCGUUGGGAUCGCAUAUUGUGGUCGAGCAAACUAUGACUUCCAGGGGUUUCGGUUACUAUUACUUUCGUGUACGUGCAUGUAAUGUGGGAUGACAGAAAUGAUGCUCAGGCCAUGCAGUGAAUGUUGGUAUGAAUGCGGAUUGGACUCGGAAUUGGUCUUGGUUGCGGAUAGAGAUCAUCAAGUGCAAGAGGUGUAAGUACCUUGGUAGUACUGGCAUGGCCAAGGUAGAGCAUUCAACUAUUGGACUGUUUUCAAGUGAACCAGAUGAGUUCUAGUGUUUUGUCAUGCC
Molecule: messenger RNA, 2591 nt
Organism: Exophiala oligosperma
Lineage: Eukaryota; Fungi; Ascomycota; Eurotiomycetes; Chaetothyriales; Herpotrichiellaceae
Exons: 3
Coding region: 188-2164 (658 amino acids)
Biological process (GO): peptidyl-serine phosphorylation; intracellular signal transduction
Cellular component (GO): spindle pole body
Molecular function (GO): protein serine/threonine kinase activity; ATP binding
Source: RefSeq, a predicted model, not a curated record